AUGAGCUGUUGUAGCACCUUCCUCUUGCCACCACCAUCCAAGAGCCCAUACCAUUACCAGACCCCCUGCAUUCAACCACCAUCCAAGAGCCCAUACCAUUACCAGACCCCCUGCAUUCAACCACCAUCCAAGAGCCCAUACCAUUACCAGACCCCCUGCAUUCAACCACCAUCCAAGAGCCCAUACCAUUACCAGACCCCCUGCAUUCAACCACCAUCCAAGAGCCCGUACCAUUACCAGACCCCCUGCAUUCAACCACCAUCCAAGAGCCCGUACCAUUACCAGACCCCCUGCAUUCAACCACCAUCCAAGAGCCCAUACCAUUACCAGACCCCCUGCAUUCAACCAUCAUCCAAGAGCCCAUACCAUUACCAGACCCCCUGCAUUCAACCACCAUCCAAGAGCCCAUACCAUUACCAGACCCCCUGCAUUCAACCACCAUCCAAGAGCCCGUACCAUUACCAGACCCCCUGCAUUCAACCACCAUCCAAGAGCCCAUACCAUUACCAGACCCCCUGCAUUCAACCAUCAUCCAAGAGCCCAUACCAUUACCAGACCCCCUGCAUUCAACCACCAUCCAAGAGCCCAUACCAUUACCAGACCCUCUGCAUUCCACAGUAG
Salmo salar (Atlantic salmon) is the source of this 621-nucleotide messenger RNA. NCBI's taxonomy places the organism in Eukaryota, Metazoa, Chordata, Actinopteri, Salmoniformes, Salmonidae. The record is from RefSeq and is a predicted model, not a curated record.